UCGAUGGACAAAGACUCUUUUCUCCGGCAAUCGGAGUUCGCUUCAGAAGUCUACGUUCUCUCCGAUCUAGUCCAAGAAGUUUCACAAGAUGCUAAUGAUGAUAUAGUAUUGGAGGAGGAUGAGCUCAAUGAGGAAGAAGAUCAGAAAGAAUCAGAUAGCAAUGCUUUCGAGAAGCAUAAACUGUCUAGGGAACAGAGAGAGCAUAUCCGCGCAAUGAAUGUGAAGAGAAAGAGAGAUUUUGUUUGCUUGGAGAGAGUUAAUGGGGAGAUGGUCAACAUACUCGAAGGACUCGAGCUGCACAGCGAUGUUUUCAAUGCAGCAGAACAGAAAAGGAUUGUUGAUAAAGUGUGUGAACUACAAGAAAAGGGAAGAAAAGGAGAACUAAAGCGUGCAUUUACUGCUCGAGGCAAAGGACGUUCAGCUAUUCAAUUCGGUGCUUGUUUCAACUACCGAACAAGCAAAGCUGGAAACCCGGCAGGGAUACUUAGACAUGAAGCUGUGGAUCCAUUACCUUGUCUAUUCAAGGUGAUCAUUAGAAGGAUGGUUAAAUGGCAUGUUCUGCCUCCAACUUGUGUGCCUGAUUGUUGCGUAGUCAACAUUUAUGAUGAAGGUGAUUGCAUCCCUCCUCAUGUCGAUAAUCACGACUUCCUUCGCCCGUUCUGUACAGUUUCUUUCCUUAGUGAAUGCAAUAUCCUCUUCGGAUCAAACCUCAAAGUUGAGGAAACUGGUGAAUAUUCGGGUGGUUCAUACUCCUUACCGCUUCCGGUCGGAUCGGUGCUUGUGUUGAACGGGAAUGGAGCUAAUGUAGCUAGGCAUUGUGUACCUGAAGUUCCGACGAAAAGAAUAUCAAUCACAUUUAGGAAAAUGGACGAGUCAAAACGUCCAGUGUGGUUCACACCAGAACCUGAUUUGCAGGGGAUUCAGCCAUUGCCAUACGAGCUGAAAUCGUUUAAUUCUUCUGACUGUAUACUAGUUUCUGAAAAUGUGUAAGUUUAUGUAUAUUCUAGUUUGA
This is a messenger RNA of Eutrema salsugineum, 1012 nucleotides long. RefSeq lists its product as uncharacterized. The transcript has 6 exons. Gene Ontology annotation, biological process: mRNA catabolic process. The coding region runs from base 4 to 990 and encodes 328 amino acids. NCBI's taxonomy places the organism in Eukaryota, Viridiplantae, Streptophyta, Magnoliopsida, Brassicales, Brassicaceae. The record is from RefSeq and is a predicted model, not a curated record. Gene Ontology annotation, molecular function: demethylase activity; mRNA binding.